UCUCUCUUUCCCCACCACCAUAUCACCGUCACCACCACCACGACCACCACCUCUCUCUCUCUCUCUCUCCUCUGCUUUUGCCCUAAAAUCGCUAUUCUCUGAAGCUCUGAAAAAGCAACACUGAGCUCUCUCUCUCUCUAUCUCUUGAAUGUGACUAGCCAUUUGAACAAAGCCACUUCUCUUGCAAGAAUUUCUGUUGGGUUUGUUCUUUCUCUCUUUUUGGCCUUUCUCUUUUAAAUUCUAUGCUCGAAUCGUACGCAUUCGGCUUCGUUUUUUUAGCUUAAUUCAAUUCAAAACCAGUGAUAAACGUCGUUGAAUUGAAGUAUCUGCAACUUACGAUCAAAGUUAUAUAUAUAUGUGUGUGUAUCUGUGUUUUAUGAUUGAAACAACUUUUUCAAGCGAGUGAUUAGAUCUGUGACAGUUUUGGGGAGAGAGAGAGGGAGAGAGAUUGCAAGAAUCUAUUUAUUGCUGGUUUCUUCAUUUAUGGCUCUUCAACCUACUUGGGUCUCUCUCUUUUCCCAAAAAUCAUCCUGAAAGCACAAGCUUUUCUGAUUAUCGCUUCUUUCUGGGUCUUUGCUCUUUAGAAGAUUGGGGUUUUAACUGCAAAUUUCUCGCAUUUGAGGUUGAAAAAUCGAGGGUUUUUGUGUGAAUCUAUAUAUACACAUAGGAGUAUCUGGUGAAGGACCUGUUGAUGAGUAUGAAGAAAUAUGUUAAUUCCCACUCAGGAAGGGGAUUUAGUGAUAGGAGGUGGGUUCUUCCAUUUUUUGCUAGUGUCCUGGUGUCAAUUACUCUAUUUAUGGCUGCUAUUUUUGGGUUGUAUUCAUCUUCCUAUGGUGGGGAUCAAGUGCAGUUUGACAUUAUUUCGCUCGAUAGACCGGAGGACUCUAGUGGGUUUUUUGUAGAAUCAGAUUUAAAGAGAUCAUUGAACACCAGUCGAGUUUUAGAUAUUGAGGCGCCUAGAUUGGCUUAUCUGAUAUCGGGAACAAAGGGAGACAGUCAAAGAAUGAUGAGGACUUUGCAAGCUGUGUAUCAUCCAAGAAAUCAGUAUAUUCUACAUCUGGAUCUUGAGGCUCCACCACGUGAAAGGUUGGAUUUGUCAAUGUCAGUGAAGAAUGAUCCAACUUUUCGUGAAGUGGAGAAUGUGCGUGUGAUGGCGCAGUCAAAUUUGGUGACAUACAAGGGCCCUACGAUGAUAGCUUGCACACUUCAGGCAAUUGCAAUUUUGUUGAAGGAGAGCUUGAAUUGGGAUUGGUUCAUAAACCUCAGUGCUUCAGAUUAUCCUCUUAUGACGCAAGAUGAUCUACUGCAUGUUUUUUCUAAUAUGUCCAGGAAUCUAAAUUUUAUAGAACAUACACAGAUUCGUGGUUGGAAACUGAACCAGAGAGCAAAGCCAAUCAUAAUUGAUCCAGGCCUAUAUCUAUCAAAAAAAUCUGAUAUUGCUUGGACAACUCAGCGUCGAUCACUUCCCACAUCAUUCAAGUUAUUUACUGGUUCAGCGUGGGUGAUGCUAACCCGGUCCUUUGUUGAAUACUGUAUAUGGGGAUGGGAUAAUCUCCCGCGAACUAUCCUCAUGUAUUACACAAAUUUCAUUUCUUCUCCUGAGGGUUACUUCCAUACCGUUAUUUGCAACACCGAAGAAUUCCGUGAGACUGCAAUUGGCCAUGAUCUCCACUACAUUGCUUGGGACAAUCCUCCAAAGCAACAUCCUCUCUCUUUGACCAUUAAGGACUUCGAUAAGAUGCUCAACAGCACCGCUCCAUUUGCUCGGAAAUUUGCAAAGGAUGAUCCAGUUUUAGACAAGAUUGAUAAAGAGCUUUUAGGCCGCACAAAUCGUUUUGCUUCCGGGGCAUGGUGUGUUGGGAGGUCAGAUGGUGAGGCUGACCCGUGUUCCAUACGAGGUGAUGAUUCAUUGUUUAGACCUGGUCCGGGUGCAAAGAGGUUGCAAGAACUAAUGGAUAACCUUUUGUCUGAAGAGUUCAGAAGCAAGCAAUGUUCAGGUCCAACGUGAGAUUGUUGGCUUGGUUUUGGACCCAAGUCAUUCUGUAUUUAGGGCUCGAGAGGUUGCAAGAAUCUGUUUGAAAACUGAAAAUUUUCCGGGAAAAUGGGGUUCGUCAAAGUUCAUAGUUAAUUAACCCAAGUGUACAUUUAUGUAUUGAUAGAGUUACAGUUUUGAUGUACAAUUGUGGAGUUUUCUUCUUUUUAAUCAAAUGAACUUUAAAGUCACAAA
Camellia sinensis is the source of this 2227-nucleotide messenger RNA. Its product is annotated as beta-glucuronosyltransferase GlcAT14A. The record is from RefSeq and is a predicted model, not a curated record. Gene Ontology annotation, molecular function: glucuronosyltransferase activity. Gene Ontology annotation, cellular component: membrane. Lineage: Eukaryota; Viridiplantae; Streptophyta; Magnoliopsida; Ericales; Theaceae.